Molecule: messenger RNA, 784 nt
Organism: Ciona intestinalis (vase tunicate)
Lineage: Eukaryota; Metazoa; Chordata; Ascidiacea; Phlebobranchia; Cionidae
Product: E-selectin-like
Source: RefSeq, a predicted model, not a curated record
UUUGAAUUAUUUACAUACUUACAGAUGGAUCUCGUGUUGUGCUUCUACAUUUUUAGUUGUUUUUCACUCACUGUUGGAGAAAAAACUUGGCUAAAGUUUGGUGCAAGCGAGUUUUACAUCCACAGGGGAAGCGCUGUUAAUCAUGCAGACGCGGUCAACGCUUGUGCUUUACUCGGUGCUUCACUUGCUAGAGUUAAAACUACGCAGCUCCACAAUUUCCUUGUCAAGAGUAUUGGAACUAACCCACCACACGACAAUUUCUACAUUGGGUUGAAGCGGGCCAAUCUGGGAAAAACAGGAUUUAAGUGGAACGAUGGGUCCAGUGUCACGACCGGUGAAACGCAAUGGUUGAACGAGGACCCAAACAAUCUAAACAACAACGAGUAUUGCGUGUAUAUGGUAUUCGACGUUAUUGGAUCAAAUGGUUCAUGGUAUGAUAUCCCAUGUUCAACAAAUGGAAAUUACUUAUGCGAGCGACCAGCAGGUAAAAUCGUUGAAGGGUUUUCUGUAGAAACGGUCUACUCCAGCAAGAAGUAUACCCUUGUGGCUGUUGUUUACAAAAUGUGCUUAAGUGCUGCACCUUACAAAGUACAAGCUAGAGCUCGUAUGGUUGAUGAAAGUUUGCCCCACCGUUUCAACGUUACCGCUUAUGAUAUUCGUUUAAUGGAAUUCGUAGCAAGGCUGGAAAGAAUCGACUUAGACAGCGGAUGGGACACAUCUCAGAUUAAUAUCUCAUGGAAAGCUUACUUCAAUACUACAGUCAUUAUAAAUUAACAUUAUCCAC